Molecule: messenger RNA, 3294 nt
Organism: [Torrubiella] hemipterigena
Lineage: Eukaryota; Fungi; Ascomycota; Sordariomycetes; Hypocreales; Clavicipitaceae
Source: the annotation of a GenBank genome assembly
GUCAGAAGCAAUUGUUGAGAGCUGAUUUGCUGGCUUGUGCACCAAUUGAAACCCGACUGUAUUCUCCGACUACCCGCUCUCUUGUCUUCUUGUUCCCUUUCAACAUUCAACAACAUUACAAAAAAGAAAGUACAACGCCUCCAGAAACAGCGUUUGUCCAGUCUUAUCUACCCCUCCCAUAACAUCCCGGCCCCUCUUCCAAGAUGGCGGCUAUGCUCGAGUUCCGUACGCAGGGCUACAACCCAUAUGCGGUUAAAUAUUCACCAUAUUACGAUUCGCGCAUAGCAGUUGCUGCUUCCUCGAACUUUGGUAUUGUCGGCAAUGGCCGCCUCUUCACUCUGGGCCUCACGGCGCAAGGCAUACAGGUCGAAAAGGCAUUCGAUACAAACGAUGCACUAUAUGACCUUGCGUGGUCUGAAAUCAACGAAAACCAGGUCAUUGUCGCUUGCGGAGAUGGCUCUCUCAAGCUGUUUGAUCUCGGCGUUAACGACUUCCCCGUCAUGAACUUCCACGAGCACAAGCGCGAGACCUUUUCGGUCUGCUGGAAUCCUGUAACAAAAGAUACAUUCAUUUCUAGCUCUUGGGACGGAACUGUAAAGAUUUGGUCGCCAACAAGAAGCCAUUCUAUCAAGACGCUCCCCAUUGGCAACUGCACAUAUAGUACAUCGUUUUGUCCCUCAAAUCCAGCCCUUAUAUCAGCCGUCUCCUCUGACUCUCAUCUGAGACUUUUCGACCUCCGUACACCCUCGUCUGCCAAAUACCACCUAGUUUCCACAAUACCAGUCCAUUCCGCCGGCCCGUCGGGCGGUAGCCCUCCUGCCGAAGUACUGACGCACGAUUGGAACAAGUACAACGAUACUGUGGUUGCUACGGGUGGCGUUGAUAGGCUCCUGCGAACCUUUGAUAUUCGAAACCCGACAGGUGGGCCCUUGACACUGAUGCAGGGCCAUGAAUAUGCCGUUCGCAAGGUCGCUUGGAGCCCUCAUUCAGCUGACAUCCUCCUCUCUGCCAGCUACGACAUGACCGUACGAUUAUGGAAUGAUGGAUCCGGUGGACAGCCGAGUAUUGCUCCUCAAGGACCACAAGGCCUGCGUCUGGGUCAGCAGAUGGGCAUCAUGAACCGACACACUGAAUUUGCCACUGGCGUAGACUGGUGUCUCUUUGGUGCAGGCGGCUGGGUCGCAUCAGUUGGAUGGGAUGAGCGGGUGUUACUCUGGGAUGCCAAUAUGCUCAUGGCCCAGCGCUAAGCUUGGGUAGGCCCAGAAAGAAGAAGAUGUUCAUAAAAAUUGGCGGUGGCGAGGGUGUCCUUACUACCCAGUUUUGUUUUUUUCGAUAUAACCAUAGCGUUGCUGGCUGCCCUCUUAUUCAUAGAAAAGAUAUAGGAAGGGAAUUGAUUUUAUAAAGUCUAUAUGCAAACAGCUUUUUGGAGCUUUUCAAGUGCUAGGAGAGAUUGUCGUUGCUUUUCUGGUUGCCCCCCGGAUACGCCAAACAAACAACCCAGAGAGUGUGUCUAUAAUACAAAAUAUGUCGUGCCAUACGACUCAAAGAUCCCAUCGUUUGCGAUGUAGCGGAAAAGAAAAUGAAAUAUAGAAUACAGGGAAUUGUGAGGCAAACAACCAUGCCAACGUAUGGAGUGGCCGGUGUGCUGAUUGCCUCUAUUCCAAUAAAUAGUACAAGUCUUUACCAGCUAGACUCCUCCUCUUUGUGUCGAGGGUAUGAGUCUCGUCGAGAGAAGCGCUCUCUUCGCUUAGAAGGGAAACGGCCAGAGUCGCGUCCCCGACCACCAAAUCUGUCGGAACCUCUGCCACGGUCAUCUCGGCGGACGUUUCGACGCAUGUUGUCGAAUGCGUCACCACGAUUACCUCGGUCGUCUCGGUCAUCCCGAUCGUCGCGGCUGGAUCUCUCAUCUCGAGAGAAUCCUGUCCGAGGUGGUGAGUUGAUGUUCAGAUAGCGGGUGCUGAUUCCAAGGUUUCUGGCCCACGAUGUCGAAACUGGAGGUGGUGCCUCCCAACCCCAGCCUUCAACGACCCACUGCUGUAAUUCUUGUGCAAGCUCUUCUCGGCUUCCCAUGUGAGCACCGAAAACAGAAGUGUAUGUGCUUCCGAGAAGGUUCGAGGGCAAACGAGAAUAGAGCUGAGCGGUAUCAUCCACAUAGCUGGUUUCUCCAGCAGCACCAGGGCUUGCCGUCGCACUCUCUAACGAUUCAUUGGGCUUGAUGGGUAAGCCCUUUAACAUGUUUCUUGUUGUUCGAAGGGAUGACGGAGGGAGAAGAAUCCAGCCUUCACCAUCCUUUCCUUGGCGACCGGUCCUGCCGAGACGGUGGAUGUAGGAUUCACGAUCACGAGGGCAGUCGACCUGGAUAACGUGUGUGACAUCUGGGAAGUCCAUUCCGCGGGCGGUGACGUCGCUAGAAAACAGAAUGGCGCUGGAUGCUGAGCGGAAGAAGUCGGCAGCGCGAGUUCGCUGGUUCUGGGUGAGUGCUGAAUGAAUCGCGUACGUCUGGACAUUCAUGUCGCCAGACUUGCGGCGCAUGUAAGCUAAUUCGCCAGCCAUCUGCACAAGCGCCGUUGUAUUAAAGUAGACAAUGGCCUUGAAAGGCUUAGCAUCAGGCUUGGAUUUUGCCUUGGCUGAUUCACGGUCGAUCAGCUCAAAGACGCUGGGGAAGACAUUCUUCCAGCCAUCUAACUUGACAAUAUUCUGAGGAAUUCGGUCGUGCGUGAGAGACUCAUUCUCAGGAAUAGUCUGAAUAAACUCAAAGUCGUCUGGGCGGACCAUUGUACGGGCGAGACGGAUGACGUUGUCGGGGAUCGUAGCGGACACAAGCAUCGUCUGGCGAACCUUUUGGUCGGGGCUCGGCAAAAGAUCGACAAUGCUCUUCAGUUCUUGCUCAAAACCAGUAUCGAGCAUACGAUCAGCCUCAUCCAAGACCAUUGCGGCCAGGUUAGGGGCUUCUAUGCCACUUCGAGGGUCGCUAAGCAGAUCAUGAAGACGGCCAGGGGUAGCAAUCAGUAGGUGGCAACCCAUACGGCGCGCUCUUCGGAGCAUUUCACUUUUUUGGGUACCACCAACAGCGAUCUGCACAACCAAUCCAGUGUUCUUAACAAGCAUCUUAGCUUCCUCGGCAAUCUGCAUUGCCAGCUCACGGGUUGGCGAGAGAACAAUACCGCGGAUAUCGUCGCAUCGAGCCUGGCGGAGGGCUUUUCUGUGGGCAAGGGAGGGAUCUUCGUGUAGCAUACGCUGGAGGAGAGGGAGCAGGAACGCAAUUGUCUUGCCAGUUCCAGUCUUAGCUUGGGC